Messenger RNA from Hippocampus comes (tiger tail seahorse), 2261 nucleotides. Its product is annotated as zinc finger and SCAN domain-containing protein 2-like. Lineage: Eukaryota; Metazoa; Chordata; Actinopteri; Syngnathiformes; Syngnathidae. Gene Ontology annotation, cellular component: PcG protein complex; chromatin; transcription regulator complex. The record is from RefSeq and is a predicted model, not a curated record. Gene Ontology annotation, biological process: regulation of transcription by RNA polymerase II. Gene Ontology annotation, molecular function: RNA polymerase II cis-regulatory region sequence-specific DNA binding; DNA-binding transcription factor activity, RNA polymerase II-specific. The coding region runs from base 289 to 1521 and encodes 410 amino acids. The transcript is spliced from 3 exons.
GCUUCCGUGUUCGUUGUGGCUAGCCCAACACACUUCACGAAAUAAUUAUUCCCAAAAUAUUACAGAACUUCCCGAAACUUGAACGCAGAUCGCAACAUUAUCGCUUCACUGGAGUAAAACAUUUUCCAUUAAAUCACCGAGUUCGGGUAAACUCGUCUCGGUGCACGUUGUGAAAGCUUCUUGAGCUCACCUAGCUUGUAUUAGUUUGCCGGCCGCUCACAAAGAGACGCGUUUGAUAUCAAUACAUCCUGUGCUAAAAACAAAUCUGGUGUGUGUAAAUCGUUGAAAAUGUGUGCAAAAACCGUAAAAGAAGAGUUCGGGGAGGAACUUUCUUGGGCAAAAGAAAACGAGCCACAACGUCAACUACUGGCCGACGUAUUCAACGAGUCUCAAGAUGUGUUACAAAGAGCAGACGUCAGUGAAGACUGUCUUCAUUCUGACCAGCAGGAGCAAGAGCGCCUUAACUGUAAAGAGGAAGAGGAGCCAGAGCACCUCCACAUUAAAGAGGAAGAGGUGGAGACUGAUAUCACCAAUCCGCCAUUGGCUGGUGUCGUCCUGAAAGGUGAAGAUGAAGGAGACGAUCGUCAAAGUGUUGAGAAGAGAGGGGCUGAGCCUCCGAGCAGUAGCUCAAGUCAACACAUGACAACGGAAGGCGAGAGAGACAUCUGUGGAGCAUCACAAUCAGGGAGCCUCUUAGCUCCACUUUCAGAUAGUGAUGACAUAUCAUCACAUUCUCCCGACACUGAGGAUGAUGAUGAUGAUGAUGAUGAUGAUGAUGAUGAUGGACACUCUAAAAGUGAUAUGACAGGUCACACUGACAACAAACACAGAGAAUGUUCUCAGUGUGACAAAACUUUUUUCAACAGGUCGUCAUUGAAAAGACACAUGAGAACACACACUGGGGAAAAACCUUUCUCCUGCUCAGUGUGUGGCCUUAUAGUAAAUCAAAAGUGUAGUUUAACAACUCACAUGAGAACGCACACUGGGGAGAAACCUUUUGCCUGCUCAUUUUGUGGUCAAAAAUUCUCUGCAAAGGGAAACUUAAGGAUACACACAAGAACACACACAGGUGAGAAACCUUUUGCCUGCACAGUUUGUGACCAAAAAUUCUCCGUGAAGGCGACUUUAAGAACACACAUAAGGACGCACACAGGUGAGAAACCUUUUACCUGCACAGUGUGUGGUAAGAGCUUCUCUGUCAAGGGAAGUUUAAUAAGCCACACAAGAACACAUACUGGGGAGAAACCUUUUGCCUGUUCAACUUGUGGUAAAAUUUUCACGCAGAAGGUACAUUUAACAAGACACGUAAGGACACACACAGGAGAGAAAUCAGGUAGUGGUUCAGCCUGCGAUUUAAGUUCAGGAGUGAAAGAUCUUCGUCCUGAGCAGCCGAAGUCGACCCCCAACAUUAAAAAGGAAGAAGUGUGGCCAGAGCCCUCCCUCAUUAAAGAGGAAGAAGAGGAGGAGGAUAUCACUAAGUUUCCAUUGACUGUUGUCACUGUGAAGAGUGAAGACGGUUGAUGAGAAAGUGAAGAGAACAGAGGAGCUGAGCCUCCAAGUACCAGCUCACGUCAAUACAUGACAACAGAAGGUGAUGCGGACCAUCAUGGGGAAGUCAAAAGCAGGCAGCCUCUUCGCUCCGCUAUCAUUAAGUGACGAAACGAUGUCACGCACCACUCACACUGAUAAUUAUAAAGAAUCAAAAGGACAUUAGAUGUCCCAUUGAUACCAAACCUUGUUCUCUGUGAAAGCACUGAAAAAAAAAACAUUUCCUUUGCAGGCGUUCCACUCAUUUGUUUUGAUAUACAGUAUACGCCAAUGUAUUUUUUAAAAUGUAAUUUGAAUGUAUAUGAUUUGUUUUUUAAUUGUUUUAAUUUGUAUUUAAUGUCGAAUGUUGCAACUUUGUGAUUUAUACAAUGGUGCCUUGACUUUCAUCACCCCUCACAAACAACACAACAUUUCACAUGCUUUCAAUUAAAGCAAAAAUUGCUGUGUUAUAAAACAUUACAAUGACAAUACAACCAAACAUCAUAGAAGGCAAUUUUGAAGAAAUUUAAAAGGGUUUGUAAAUUGUAAUUAAGCCGAAAGCCUCACCAACACACACUUUGUAUUUGUUGAUGGCUAACAGGAACUGGAGUCAAUUGGAUUGGCCCUGCACCACAUGGUUAAUUCAGUGUCAAUGUCUGCCUUAUGCUGCUUCUGAAUGUUCCUUCUGUAGUUUGUGUGUUUGACUGCCCUAUUCAAUAAACAGCUCAAAAGUG